AGUAUGAAACGCUUAAAUUCUUCUUAAUGUUUAAUUAGUUCUGAAUACGAUUUCAAUAUAAUGUCAAAUGGUAUAUUUACACGGAGAGUUGAUAAUGACAAUGACGUCACACAACAGCCAAUAAGUUUGGAAUGUGACUUGGAUGCAAAAUACAGAAAACGGGAGUGUAAACUCGAGGUUGACAAGCAACUACGAAAAAGAAUGCUGGAAGCUUGUACUUGCAAUGGACGUCGAUUGAAAACAUUCCUUCGUUCGAUCUUCCCAAUUUUAAUUUGGUUGCCAAAAUAUGACGUAAAAAAUAACUUGCUUGGUGACAUUGCGGCAGGGUUGACUGUUGGAGUAGUUCAUAUACCGCAAGGUCUGGCAUACGGACUACUUGCAACGCUACCACCAAUAGUCGGGAUAUACGUCUCAUUUUUUCCAGUUAUACUAUAUCCAAUAUUUGGUACAUCAAGGCAUAUAUCAAUGGGAACUUUUGCUGUGAUCAGUAUACUUAUUAGUGGAGUCUUAGACCAGAGAGUUCCCGCAUCUUUUUGUGGUGAUCAUCAAAGUAUUUUAAAUAUAUCGUCAAGUAACUCAACAGAUUCAUUCCUUAAUGAAAGUACCACCGUCAUAUGUCAUAAAUUGUACCAGGCAAGAAAAGUUGAAGUUGCAUCUGCGUUAGCUGUAAGCGUUGGAUUACUGCAGGUUAUAAUGUAUCUCUUCAACCUUGGUCUUGUGACGGUAUUUCUGUCCGACAGUCUUGUGUCGGGAUUCGUGAGUGGAGCAUCUAUUCACGUAAUAACAUCACAAAUUCCUAAGCUAGUUGGCGUCACCGUUCGACGAUUUUCUGGACCCUUGGCAUUGGUUCAUACCUACAUUGAUAUCUUCCGCAACAUCACUACCGCGAAUUGGGCAACGAUCGUAAUAUCUUCAGUGGCCAUAGUAUUUCUUGUGGCGGGAAAGGAGUUCAACUCAAAAUACAAGAAGAAGUUACCUUUACCUAUUCCAUGGGAGUUGGGGAUUGUUAUUCUAGCAACAGCGGCUUCUUACUUUGGACAGUUCGAAGAAGGGCACAAGGUUGUCACUGUGGGGGAAGUACCAACUGGCAUCUCACCCAUAGUACCAGGAGGCGCUGACGUUGUCUCAUUGUUUUUUGAUGCCAUACCACUUGCAAUUGUUGCUUUUACGGUUGAAAUAUCACUGUGCCAAAUCUUCGCCACAAAACAUGCAUAUGAAGUUCAUUCCAAUCAGGAACUACUCGCUCUUGGAAUAUGUAAUAUAUUCGGUGCUUUCUUUUCGUGCUUUCCAAGUGCAGCAUCACUUUCUCGUUCAGUUAUUUAUGAAGAAAUUGGUGGCAAGACACAGUUAGGAGCUUACAUAUCUUCGGCUGUAGUGUUGGCGGUAUUGUUGUGGAUAGGACCAUUAUUUCAACCUUUACCUCAAGCAGCUCUCGCAGUCAUAAUCAUUGUAAAUAUAAAAAGCAUCGCUUUCAUGUGGAAAAAUGUUAAACCACUGUGGAGAAUAAGUCGCUUGGAUGCCAUCACGUGGAUGGUAGCUUGGUUUUCUGUAGUUUUGCUGGGAGUCGGUGUUGGAUUGAUUGUAGGUUUUGCAUUUUCCAUAUUCACUGUGAUACUUCGGACCAGAAACGCGACCGGGGUACAAUUACAAAAGCUGCGCCAUGAGAAUGUAUAUCGUGACUGCAAGAAAUACAUUACAAGUACUCAACAUGAUGAGAUAUUUAUUUAUCAGUUUACCAGUCCGCUUUAUUUUGUCAACAAGGACAGGUUUGCAAAACAAUUAUAUGCACAACUUGGGUUUGAUCCAAUCAAGGAAUUUGCACGAAAAAAAUCCAACAUUGUAAGAUCCAAGUUUCAAAAGAAACGAAAAACAAACAAUAAAGACGAUGUUUCAUUGCAAAUAACUUCAAAUAAUAGAAAUAAAAGAAUUAUGUCCAGUGUUAACGGAGAUGGCAACCAUCGCUACAGGAAAAAUUCCAACGCCUCUGAUGUUUCUGCUUCUGAAGUUGAUGAACUAAUGUCUAGUGUUCAUUCUGUUAUAUCGCAAAAAGCAUUUGACCCAGCGCAGAAAUACAGUCAUGUCAUUUUUGAUAUGAAGCAAAGUUCCUUCAUAGACAGCGAUGGCGCUAAACUCAUCAGAGAAUUGUAUGAUUCAUUUUGUGGUUUACAUAUAACACUGAUGCUGACUUCGUGCUGUGAGUCUGUGAAACAAACGCUACGGAGUGUAUGGGAAGAUAGAGAUUCUGCAUUGUAUAUUUCUUUGGACGUCGCUGUACAUGUUGCGAUGAGUCAACAGCAGUCUGGUCAUGUAUUGACAACAUUUUCGGAACACCAAGACAUCGGUACAUCGAGUGUGUAAUUCACAAUUACAUCCACUAAGAGAUGUAAAUGAAAUUCAACACUAAUCAAGAUUGACUUUGGUUACUGAAUAAGAAGAGAAUACUGAAUUGUUCUCUUUUUCACUAUGCAGUGUAUCUACGCACGACAAUAUCAAUAAAUAUUACCACAUUAUACAACGAAAACCUAGUGGACACUAAUAUACAGUUUUGCACGGAGGGCACUGGCAUACAGAAUUAAAAAAAUAUAUAUAAUAAAUA
Messenger RNA from Styela clava, 2596 nucleotides. RefSeq names its product prestin-like. Gene Ontology annotation, biological process: transmembrane transport. NCBI's taxonomy places the organism in Eukaryota, Metazoa, Chordata, Ascidiacea, Stolidobranchia, Styelidae. Gene Ontology annotation, cellular component: membrane. The record is from RefSeq and is a predicted model, not a curated record.